Messenger RNA from Coccinella septempunctata (seven-spotted ladybird), 4371 nucleotides. It is a transcript of the gene ftz-f1, whose product is annotated as nuclear hormone receptor FTZ-F1. The record is from RefSeq and is a predicted model, not a curated record. Gene Ontology annotation, molecular function: RNA polymerase II cis-regulatory region sequence-specific DNA binding; nuclear receptor activity; zinc ion binding. Gene Ontology annotation, cellular component: RNA polymerase II transcription regulator complex. Gene Ontology annotation, biological process: tissue development; hormone-mediated signaling pathway; regulation of transcription by RNA polymerase II. The transcript has 5 exons. Lineage: Eukaryota; Metazoa; Arthropoda; Insecta; Coleoptera; Coccinellidae. Bases 463 to 2265 code for a protein of 600 amino acids.
AAGAGCUCUAACAUAGACCUGCUUCGCGGGAAAGUGGGUCAGCGGUCCUUUAGUCACUUUCACUUAUUACAUGGACGCCUAAUCAUUUUCCAUUCUACCCCCGUGGUCGUCGCAAGUGCCACGGUAGGGGGUUCCGUCCGUCCAGGUCGUCCCCGCUCAGAUCCGGACCGGACAGUCAGUUGGGUACCUUCACCGACGACAAGCGUGCGUCGCACAAUCCUCUAUACCCAUAGUCCGUUCGUUGCGUGUGCCGCGAGUGUUCUUUCAUUCAGUGUGAUACAACCGCACAAGGAUUACGUUUUUCACUGCCAACUUGGAUUACUUACAGUGCUGUGAUCGCAACCCUUAUGAGGGUCUCAUUGAUACCAAACAAUCUCAGUUUGACAAUUAACCGUUUUACGUAUUGUAAAUCAGUGGAUUACGCGUGACAUCGACUUAACUCUAUGUGUGUCCACAUGUGAAAUGUUACUUGAAAUGGAUAACCAUUCGACUCUGUUGCUAUCCUCGCCUUUCGAACAGAACUCGGGAGAUUCGCCGGCCGCCUGUUCUCAGUCCUCGAGCCCGAUGCCGCCCCCUAACUACGGCUCGCCACCGGUCUCCACCGACAUACCGACACCCUAUAACGACUCGAUCUGCCAGCAGCAGUCGAACAAUUCCAUGCCGCCCCAUUAUCAGUACACGAUGAUGAUGUCGCAAUCCAUGAAUCACAUAGACAAUUCCUAUUCCUCAUAUUUGUUCUCUUCAGGGGCCAGCGCUAUCUCCGGCAUCGAGAUGGGCGGCGGUGGUUAUCAGAUCACGGGGCUGUCCACGUCCCUCACCCCCGGCGACCUGCCGGACACCAAAGACUGUAUCGAGGAGUUGUGUCCUGUGUGCGGGGACAAGGUGUCGGGCUAUCAUUAUGGCCUGUUGACGUGCGAAUCGUGCAAGGGUUUCUUCAAAAGGACCGUGCAGAACAAGAAGGUGUACACGUGCGUGGCCGAGAGAAGUUGUCACAUCGACAAGACCCAGAGGAAAAGGUGUCCCUUCUGCAGGUUCCAGAAGUGCCUGGAGGUGGGCAUGAAGCUUGAAGCUGUUCGAGCAGAUCGCAUGAGGGGUGGAAGAAAUAAAUUCGGACCCAUGUAUAAGCGAGAUCGGGCGAGAAAGCUGCAGAUCAUGAGACAGAGACAGUUGGCCGCUCAGACGCUGAGAGGAUCGAUGUCCGACUACUCACCCAGCCAGCCUGGCACGUCCCACUACCCGAACAUCCACAUCAAGCAGGAAAUUCAAAUACCCCAGGUGUCCAGCCUGACCUCAUCCCCCGACUCGUCGCCGAGUCCCAUAGCGGUGGCGCUGGGCCAGGUCAACAGCAACCUCCUGCAGCCGGCCUCUUCCAACCAGCAGCCCGCCCUCCAAAUACUUAACGUUUCUGGUGCUCACACUUCCAUGGUAAUGGGAGCUGAAAGUAAGAUUUGGGGUACGGCGAACUCGACCACCACCUCCCCGCACUCCCUCAGUCCGAAGGCCUUCCAGUACGACACGCUGGUGCCCGGUGGCGGCGCGAACACCUCCCUCUCCAGCAAGGUGUCGCCCUUAAUCAGGGAUUUCGUGCAAGGUAUAGACGAUCGAGAGUGGCAGACGUCCCUCUAUUCGUUGUUGCAGAACCAAACGUACAAUCAGUGUGAAGUAGACCUGUUCGAACUCAUGUGUAAAGUGUUGGACCAAAACUUGUUUUCCCAGGUGGAUUGGGCGCGGAACUCGAUUUUCUUCAAGGAUCUCAAGGUGGACGAUCAAAUGAAACUCUUGCAGCACUCCUGGUCUGACAUGCUGGUACUCGACCAUAUGCACCAGAGGAUGCAUAAUAGUCUUCCAGAUGAAACGACGCUACACAACGGCCAGAAGUUCGACCUCUUGAGUUUGGGCCUCUUGGGUGUACCUAGUUUAGCGGACCACUUCAACGACAUCACAACCAAAUUGCAAGAAUUGAAGUUCGACAUUAACGAUUAUAUUUGUAUCAAAUUCAUGCUGCUGUUGAGUCCAGAAUGCAGAGGCAUCACAAACAGAAAACAUGUUCAGGAAGGUUAUGAGCAAGUUCAACAAGCUCUGCUUGAAUAUUCACUCACUUGUUAUCCACAAAUUCAGGACAAAUUCAACAAACUCGUGCAACUGUUACCAGAGAUUCACGCGCUAGCAGCGAGAGGGGAAGAGCAUCUAUAUCAAAGACAUUGCAAUGGAGGAGCGCCCACGCAGACGUUACUAAUGGAAAUGCUCCACGCUAAGCGCAAAUAACGGCCGUUACCGUCCGUCUUCUGUUACCAUAUCCGUGUGCAAUACCGGCUUAAAAUGUUCGUAGGUUACUGGAAAUAUUGUAGCUGUUGACAAGAUGCCUUCAAGAAGUACAAAGAAAAAGAAAGACAGCAUGGGCUUGACGGGCCAAGGUGAAAUCGCCCGAUAUCUCAAAUUCUAGCUGUAGGCCACAGAACUCUGCUCACUGUUUGUUGUCGCAAGCAGGCCGUUCAUGAAAAAUAGGGCUUUGUGUAUAAUUUGUUUGAUGAUUGUUCUGCUGUACGGAAAAGAUGUGAUAACUUGAAGAUAAUUUUAUAUCUUACCUUUGGUCGUUGGAAGGGGGCAAGAACGAAUUCUGCACAGGGAUUAGUUUUUCUUUGGGUUCUAGCCGAAAAAACACAUUCCAGAUGUGCUCUGGAGGGAUUCAAGGGCAUCCUAGAAUAGCAUAUAGCAUAAGCUUAUGUAAAAAGGAAAGAAUGUCGACGAAUGAGAGUGCAUGCACUACAAGCAACACUAAUGUAGUAACUUAACCCUGGUGAUGGACUAACAAGCUGUAAUAUGUAAAUGUAGAUAUUAAAAUAUUGUUAGAUUUAAGUUAUGUUGAAUUAUAUAUGUUAUGUUAUAUAAAUGUGUAUAUAAAAUAAUGGGGUAUCCCGUGUAAGAUUUUCACAGCUUUAAUAUAUCGAAAGUUAUUUUAUGCUUCCUACAAGUAUUUUACGAAUAUAACUAUUAAAAAUACUAUUUUGUUAUUUUAUUCUAGCCUAAAUUUUUUAUUACUGCCAUGUGAACUCUACUUAAAGUCAUCAAAAUACAUCUACAAGCACAUUGAGAUUUUUCCAAGUGCUAAAAACCAAUUAUCAAAUUUGUUGUUGAUCAAUCAUUUUGUUUGUUUAAUUUUAGGAGGAAAGAGGUGGUGUUAGCUAGGCAGAUUUAUCAACUAAGUUAUCUUUAAUGUUAUUUUAUACUAACGAUUAUUGUAAUCAUUCGAAAAUUCAUCUGAAUAUGCUCAGGGAAUAAUUUCUCUUCUGUUUUUCCUCUCCGAUAUUUGAAAUUUUCGAAUCGUGAUCGGUGACAAAGUUGCACAACAACCAUAGUGAUAGGUUAGAUUUGCACACAUCACUCGAAACAUCAUUUGGUAUUGUGAGGUUUGAGAUGUUUAUUUACAUGCUUUUGAAUUUUUAGAGAUCCUUUUUAAGAUUUAAUUUACGACAAAAAGUUGUUAGAACCAGUGAUUAGGGAUAUAAACGAAAGUGGUGAGAAUCUUAACGGGCUGGCCUGUCUAUAAGUUUAUAUGAGAUAGAAUGUGUCUCUUUCAUCUUGACGUUUUAUCUUUGGAACCCAGUUUGAAGAUCUGGUCGAUGAUUUUAUAAAUGUUCAUUUCAAUAAAAUUGAUUUGAUAUAUUUUGAAUAUAGAAUAUCUGAAAACUCCCCUCCUUGUUGGGAAAAUACAAAGUGACACAACGAAAUGAUUAAUAUUGUGUUGAAAAUUAUUUCUUCUUUUGAAUUUGGAGUAUGGUUCAAUCACUGGGGUUAUUGGAAAUGAAUCAUCACCUUGAAUAAUAUACUUGAGAUUUUUUUCAAAGUAAUGAUUGGUGUUGUAGAAUGGUUGGACAAAAUGUGUAAAAAUGUUGCCUUUUACAAUUAAUCUCUAUUUUCGUAUAUAAAUUCUUGAAAUUCAACUAUUUUUGUAGCGUGACAUUUUUCAAAUUGCUUCAAAUGUGGAAGACAGUCAAUCCGAUGAAAAGAAUGCAUUCUAUCAGACGUUAAUGUGAGAGCAAGGUACUGUGGUCCAAGUGGUGUUGUUAAUGAUGACAUAAAUAUAUAGAACUCAGAUGAAAGCCGUUAAUAGAUAUAUUUUUUUGAGAAAUCUCUGCAGGCUACCUCCCCCAAAGCCUCCUGCGCUGGUAUCGCGGAGUGUGUUGUUUGUUAAAAGUAUCUUGCCCAGACAUGCUGAAGCCCAGAGCUUAUAUAUAUAUUUGAUUGAUGAGAUAUAUAUUUAUAUACUAUAAAUACGUACACUAUUUAAGCAGAAUGAUUGAAAGGUUGUAAAUAUAAUUUAUGUGGAUAAAAAUGACUUGUUUGUAGAAAUAAACCACCAACAUACAUAAA